UAUAAGGUGACAGACAGUCUAGAAGGAUGGCUAAAGUAGGACAGGAGGGGAAGGACUAUUCCCUCACAAAGAGGAAGCUGUAGGGCAGCCAUGUCCUACUUCCUGUCUCCAAACACUCAUCCAGGUCUUCUGCCUUCUGGCCAAGGUGGGGCUGCUUCUCAGGGUUCGUCCCUUGGCCUCCAUAGUUCUACAAGUCCCGCAGAAUCAGUGUUGGUGGCCUCUGGUGGACCAGGCCCACUGAGCCAGAAGGUUGAGCAGGUGGUACCGGCUGCCAAGGCCUGGGGCUCCGCCCUGGCAGUGCCUGAAGCCAGGGGCUGCUCUGGGGGUGCUAGCUGGGAGACACCACGAAGGAAGGAGUACGACCGAUACUACCCCCAGCUCCCCUGUGUGAGGCAGUUGGAGAGCAGGGGCUGGGCAGAAGGCUGCUCCCGAAGUAGGGCUCCCCACUUGGGCGGCUCCAGCAGGCCCCAGCCCCUGCUGCUGUGUGGGCUGACGCCAGGGGUUUUGCCCGCGCCCUCCUCCGAGGCAGGGGGGAAGAAAGGCAGCUCCCAGCCUGACAUUUGCAUCCUUACACUGGCCAUGAUGAUCGCUGGCAUCCCCACCGUGCCCGUCCCAGGCCUGCGGGAAGAGGACCUGAUCCGGGCGGCUCAAGCGUUCAUGAUGGCCCAUCCGGAACCAGAGGGAGCUGUGGAGGGGGUGCAGUGGGGACAGGCACAUGCCUACGCAGCCGCUGGGCAGAUGCCCCUAGUAAGAUCCGGUAUGGGCCAGGCUCCUGCUUGUAGCUGGAUGAAAUAG
This is a messenger RNA of Jaculus jaculus (lesser Egyptian jerboa), 795 nucleotides long. RefSeq names its product spermatogenesis associated 25 (gene Spata25). The transcript has 2 exons. The record is from RefSeq and is a predicted model, not a curated record. NCBI's taxonomy places the organism in Eukaryota, Metazoa, Chordata, Mammalia, Rodentia, Dipodidae. Gene Ontology annotation, biological process: spermatogenesis. Bases 91 to 795 code for a protein of 234 amino acids.